Molecule: messenger RNA, 510 nt
Organism: Eurytemora carolleeae
Lineage: Eukaryota; Metazoa; Arthropoda; Copepoda; Calanoida; Temoridae
Product: dynein intermediate chain 3, ciliary
Exons: 7
Coding region: 1-510 (169 amino acids)
Biological process (GO): outer dynein arm assembly; cilium movement
Cellular component (GO): outer dynein arm
Molecular function (GO): dynein heavy chain binding; dynein light chain binding
Source: RefSeq, a predicted model, not a curated record
AUGGCACCAAUUAAGAAAAGCUCUGAACUAACUGAACAACCAGGAGAGAAUGAAGGAGAUAUUGUUCAUUAUCGUCAUGCAGGAACCAACACUAUACCAAGACAGGUUAUUACCAGCAGCGUAAAUCAUACUGAAGGUGGCUGGCCUAAAGAUGUAAGGUUAGAAUCACAGGAACAAAAAAACAAGUUUGUGAGAAAGGUGUGUAAGGAGGACAUGUUUAAAUGGACCGCUGCAAAACUAUCGAAAACUAUGGAAAGAUUUAUACGAAUAAACAACGCCAUCAACAUUGAAGAAAUCUAUUUUCAGGAUUAUGAGGAGAAAGAGGAAGAUAGCAGUGCAUUGAAAAUUACAACUUUAUCAAAACUAAAGGAUUACAGUGGUAAACGUCGCCCAGUGAGUAGCAUUUCUUGGAGGAAGAGUUGUGAUAAAGUAUGGUUAGCUGUAGCUCACUGUGCUCAUGAGUUCCCAUCUAACGAGGAGGAACCAUCCAGGGACAUUAUUGCAUCUUAA